Morchella importuna is the source of this 1482-nucleotide messenger RNA. RefSeq lists its product as uncharacterized. The coding region runs from base 1 to 1482 and encodes 493 amino acids. Gene Ontology annotation, cellular component: cytoplasm. Gene Ontology annotation, biological process: peptidyl-serine phosphorylation; autophagy. The record is from RefSeq and is a predicted model, not a curated record. NCBI's taxonomy places the organism in Eukaryota, Fungi, Ascomycota, Pezizomycetes, Pezizales, Morchellaceae. Gene Ontology annotation, molecular function: ATP binding; protein serine/threonine kinase activity. The transcript is spliced from 2 exons.
AUGGAUUGCAUCAAAGACAUUUUCCAAGAGGGUUCUCUCCUCGAUGGACGCUUCGAAUCCAUCAAGCUCCUCAACCACGGCUCUUUCGGCAUGGUGUACCUCGCCAAAGACAUUUACACCAAUGAAUUGGUCGCCAUUAAGUGCUUGGCUAAGGCUAACACUGGUGCCGAAGGUGCAGGCCUCGCUAUUGAUGAGCUUUCCCAGGAACUGGAAUACCACACUCAAAUUGGCUCUCACCCUAACAUAGUCAACUUGGCCCACUCUUUCGAGACCGAGACACAUGUCUUUCUUGCACUUGAGUACUGCCCUAUGGGGGAUCUUUAUGAGACUAUCUGCUCUGGCCGUGGACCUUUGGAGACUGAGCAUGUCAGAGAGUUCAUGCUGCAGCUGGUUUCAGCUGUGGAGCACAUGCACGCCAGGGGUGUCUAUCACCGUGACAUCAAGCCGGAGAAUAUCUUCUUGAGUGCGUCUGGAUCUGUCAAGCUUGGUGACUUUGGUUUGGCUACCAUGGAACAAUGGACAGACGAGUCUGCUGUGGGAAGUGACCGCUACAUGGCACCUGAGCAAUAUGACUCUUUUGGUGGAUACUCUCCUGAGCAGGCAGACAUUUGGGCCAUCGGUAUCUGUCUAUUGAACAUUUUGUUUGCCCGUAAUCCAUUCACUGUCCCCUCCGAGAGUGACCCCCUCUUUGCAGACUACGUUCUUGACCGAGAAUCUCUCUUUGACAUCUUCCCAACCAUGUCCUACGACACCUUUGAGGUUCUUAUCAACUGCUUGUCACUCGACCCCAACAAGCGUUCCCUCAGGGGUGUCCGUGAGGCACUUGAGAGAGCUGUCUGCUGGACCACUGACGAGGAAAGUCUUGAUGACUUCUGCACCGAGGACAGAGAUGUCGUCGUUGCUUCAGCCAAUCGCGAGCCCCUUCGCACCCCAUCCAUUCCCAGUCCCCAGGUUGCACAAGGUGGCUCUUUCCCUUGGGCCCAGGCUUUGCACUCCACUCCAAUGGCACGCCAGCUUUCUGUCAUUCCCGACCAAGAGGAGCCCAUGGUUCGCUACAGCGAGGAUAUGUUUGUCAACAGCCCCGAUCGUUAUGCUCAUGACAUGGGCUUCUACGUUCCCCCAACUCCCUCAUUCGAUUCUGGUCUUGGUGGCUCUUUCACUUCCAUGGAGCAACGUUUCAACCUUCGCGAAGACAAAAUGCGUGAAAGCAAAGUACGCACUGAGACAAUCCCGAUUCAGACUUCAGCGGUUGCAAAGACCGAGAAUGCAUUGGGUAUGACUUUCGGCAAACCUGAAGAGCCAAUUUCUAAGUCUUGGAGUGAUUGGGUCAUCGAGGAUGAGGAGGAGGAGGAGCGCGAGCGCGAGGAACGUGAGAAGGAGCUUAAGCGUAGGAGCUGGAGCUACGAAUCCGACCAAGGCUACGAUGAUGACGGCUAUGAUGCCGAAUGGGUUGGAGGUGGAUGGGAGGACCUCACUGUGUAG